CCGAGGGUGACGCGUGGCGUAGACAACGCCGACGGUCUGCGCCUGUCACCCCCACUGGGGUUUGUAGCGGAGGAGGAGCGGGCGCCAUGGCGGUUCUACUGGAGACCACUUUGGGCGACGUCGUCAUCGACUUGUACACCGAGGAGCGGCCGCGUGCCUGCUUGAAUUUCUUGAAAUUGUGCAAAAUAAAAUAUUACAAUUAUUGCCUUAUUCACAAUGUACAGAGGGAUUUUAUCAUACAAACUGGCGAUCCUACAGGGACUGGCCGUGGAGGAGAGUCUAUUUUUGGCCAACUGUAUGGUGAUCAAGCAAGCUUUUUUGAGGCAGAAAAAGUCCCAAGAAUUAAGCACAAGAAGAAAGGCACAGUGUCCAUGGUGAAUAAUGGCAGUGAUCAACAUGGAUCUCAGUUUCUUAUCACUACAGGAGAAAAUCUGGAUUACCUUGAUGGUGUCCAUACAGUGUUUGGUGAGGUGACAGAAGGCAUGGACAUAAUUAAGAAAAUUAAUGAGACCUUUGUUGACAAGGACUUUGUACCAUAUCAGGAUAUCAGGAUAAAUCAUACAGUGAUUUUAGAUGAUCCAUUUGAUGACCCUCCUGAUUUAUUAAUCCCUGAUCGAUCACCAGAACCUACAAGGGAACAAUUAGAUAGUGGUCGAAUAGGAGCAGAUGAAGAAAUUGAUGAUUUCAAAGGAAGAUCAGCUGAGGAAGUAGAAGAAAUAAAGGCAGAAAAAGAGGCUAAAACUCAGGCUAUACUUUUGGAGAUGGUGGGAGACCUACCUGAUGCAGAUAUUAAACCUCCAGAAAAUGUACUGUUUGUGUGUAAAUUGAACCCAGUGACCACAGAUGAGGAUCUGGAAAUCAUAUUCUCUAGAUUUGGGCCAAUAAGAAGUUGUGAAGUUAUCCGAGACUGGAAGACAGGAGAGUCCCUCUGUUAUGCUUUUAUUGAAUUUGAAAAGGAAGAAGAUUGUGAGAAAGCAUUCUUCAAAAUGGACAAUGUGCUUAUAGAUGACAGAAGAAUACAUGUGGAUUUUAGCCAGUCUGUUGCAAAGGUUAAAUGGAAAGGAAAAGGUGGGAAAUACACCAAGAGUGAUUUCAAGGAGUAUGAAAAAGAACAGGAUAAACCAUCUAAUUUGGUUCUGAAAGAUAAAGUAAAGCCCAAACAGGAUACAAAAUACGAUCUUAUAUUAGAUGAGCAGGCCGAAGACUCGAAGUCAAGUCACUCACACACAAGUAAAAAACACAAGAAGAAAACCCGCCACUGCUCUGAAGAGAAAGAAGAUGAGGACUACAUGCCAAUCAAAAAUACUAAUCAGGAUAUCUAUAGAGAAAUGGGGUUUGGUCACUAUGAAGAAGAAGAAAGCUGUUGGGAGAAACAAAAGAGUGAAAAGAGAGACCGAACUCAGAACCGAAGUCGUAGUCGAUCUCGAGAGAGGGAUGGCCAUUAUAGUAAUAGUCACAAAUCAAAAUACCAAACAGAUCUUUAUGAAAGAGAAAGGAGUAAAAAGAGAGACCGAAGCAGAAGUCCAAAGAAAUCCAAAGAUAAAGAAAAAUCUAAAUACAGAUGAAAGAUGAAGAGGCAGAAUUGAGAGGCUAACAUAUUUACUCUUGUCUAACUUAAGAGUGCCAGGAAAGCAGAUGCUUAGAUUUUGUGUCAAAGCUUGUUAUUUUUUUCAUACUAGGAUUACGGUCCUUUAGAUUAAUACUGAUUAUAUAGAGCACGAAAGAAUUGAACAUUUUCUUUGUAUACUUUUUUACACUAAUUUUAUUGUUAUACAUAAAUGGUAGUCUUCAUUUUUGAAGUCUUUUACAUUUUCACUCUUUUUUUAAUGAAGUAUUUCAUACUACAAAAAUACAUAGAUGUAUAUAAAGGGAUAAUAAAAUGUAAAUAUCUGUGUACUCAUCAGCCACCUUAAGAUACAGGAUAUUGCCUACAUUUUAGAAGUUUCCUAAGGCCCUCUCCCUCUCAAAUAAUUAUUUGGAAUUUUGUGUUUGUCAUUUGCCUAUUAUAGUUUUACAACAUACGUACGUAUCUGUAAGUGAAAUGUUAAUUUUGUAUGUUUCUGAAUUUUAUAUAAAUGGCAAAAUGUUUAUUUCUGUGACUUUCUUUCAUUUUUAUUGCUAUAUAGUAUUAUAUAAAUAUACCACAACUUAUUCAUUCUUCUCUUGAUGGACAUUUGAGUUUUGUGUAUUUAUUUUUGUUUUUGCUGUUGAAACAAUGCUGCUGUGAACAUUGUAUCUAGGAGUUAUAUUGCUUGAUAUAUUGAUAAAAUAAUGCCAAAUUUGU
Nomascus leucogenys (northern white-cheeked gibbon) is the source of this 2284-nucleotide messenger RNA. It is a transcript of the gene PPIL4, whose product is annotated as peptidylprolyl isomerase like 4. Gene Ontology annotation, molecular function: peptidyl-prolyl cis-trans isomerase activity; RNA binding. Gene Ontology annotation, biological process: protein peptidyl-prolyl isomerization. Gene Ontology annotation, cellular component: nucleus. The record is from RefSeq and is a predicted model, not a curated record. Lineage: Eukaryota; Metazoa; Chordata; Mammalia; Primates; Hylobatidae.